This is a messenger RNA of Camellia sinensis, 2028 nucleotides long. The record is from RefSeq and is a predicted model, not a curated record. NCBI's taxonomy places the organism in Eukaryota, Viridiplantae, Streptophyta, Magnoliopsida, Ericales, Theaceae.
AUGGAUGCCAAAGUCACAGCAAUGAUCAUGCUCAUUGAAGAAGAUGCAGAUUCCUUUGCAAGAAGGGCAGAAAUGUACUACAAAAAACGGCCCGAGCUCAUGAAACUGGUUGAGGAGUUCUACCGAGCGUACCAUGCCUUGGCGGAAAGGUAUGAUCACACAACGGGGCAGCUCUGCCAGGCCGAUCGAACCAUGGCAGAAUGUGAACCUCAUAGACCUGAAAUGCCACAUCGGUAUGAGCAUUGCUUGGAGAAAAUAUCUAAGCUGGAGAGUGAACUCUCUUGUGCUCAAGAGGAAAUCAGAUGCCUUAACAGUGUGGUUCUGAUCGAAACUACAAGGAAUAAGAGAUAUCAGGCUUUAAUGGAGCAAGUGGAGUCAGUAGGUUUGAACCCAAAAUGUAUUACAUCAUCCGUAAGAGAUUUGCAGGAUGAGAACACAAAGCUGAGACAGAUUUGCAAGGAGGACAGAGAUGAUAAAGAAGCUCUUUUCAAGAAAUUGGAGAACAUGGAACAACGUUUAGAUAAGAAUGUUGUUUUGGAGAGUUCACUGUCAGAUUUGAGCAGUGAGUUGAAACGGUCACAAGCAAAUGUCAAGGCAUUGCAAGAGUCUUGCCAAUCUCUACAUGGUGAAAAAUCUGCCCUUGUUUCUGAGAAAGCAGCCCUUCUGUCUCUGUCACAAAUUAUUACUGAGAAUAUGCAAAAGAUCCUGGAGAAAAACACCGUUCUUGAAAAUUCCCUCUUUGGUGCAAAUGUUGAACUUGAAGGUCUGAGGGAAAAAUCAAAGAGCUUAGAAGAACUCUGCAAGUCACUGAAUAAUGACCAGUCUAAUCUUAUUGCUGAAAGAGGUACUUUGGUUGUUCAGUUGGACAACGUUGAGCAGAGACUAGAAAACCUGGAAAUGAGAUUUGUAGUAUUGGAACAAAAAUACGCUAGCAAGGAGAAGGAGAAAGAAUCCAUGCUAUCUCAAGUGGAAGAACUAAUGGUGUCUCUAGGUGUAGAAAAACAAGAGCGGGCAAGUUUUGCAUUGUCAAGUGGGGCACGAUUGGCUUGUCUGGAAAACCAUAUCCAACUCUUGCAAGAAGAAACUAGGUGGAGGAAGAAAGAAUUCGAAGAACUUGAUAAAGCUAUGAAUGCCCAGUUCGAGAUCUUUGUUUCACAGAAGUUUAUACAAGACAUGGAACAAAAGAAUUGCACUCUAUUGAUGGAGUGUCAGAAACAUGUCGAGGCAUCCAAAUUGACGGAGAAACUGGUUUCGGAGUUAGAGAGUGAAAAUCCUGAGCAGCAGGUGGAAGCAGAACUCUUGUUAGAUGAAAUUGAAAAGCUAAGGAUGGGUAUAUAUCAUCAAGUGUUCAAGGCUCUUGAAAUUGGUCUAGAUAAUGAACUGGACGAUGAGAUUGCAAAUGAGCAAAUAUUUGUGCAUCAUGUUAAAGAGAAUAUUGAGGAUAUGAAAUGUUCUCUCUCGAAUUACGAGGGCGAUAAGCAGCAGCUGUUGGUUGAGAACUCUGUUCUUCUUACUCUGGUUGGGCAACUAAGAUUAGAAGUAGAAGACCUGAGAAGGAAAUUGGAGAUGAACAAGAAGAGAAAAAAGGCGAAGAGCAUUGAUUUUGAGACAGUGAAGGAACAGCUACAAGAAGUUGAGGAAACUACCGUGCAGCUCGUGGAGGUUUACGGUCAACUGUCACAAAAUAUCGAGCAGAGCCCAUUGCAUUUGGAUGGAAAUGCUUCACCAGAGUUGGAAGAGGCUGGGGAUGUCCAAAGAAAGAGAGUCUUGGAACAGGCACGAAAAGGGUCUGAAAAGAUCGGAUGGUUACAAUUGCAGGUUCAAAAAAUCCAUUACGUCUUGCUGAAACUAUUGGAUGAAAAGAAAAACAAUGAGAAAAGCCGAUUUUGCAGGAGCAAAACAACCACUAUCCUGAGAGACUUCAUUCACAGUGGGAGAAGUAGCCCACGACGGAAAAAGGAUGGUCUUUUUGGGUGUUUCAGACUUCCAACCAAUGGAGACGGUAACAAUAUCAGCUCGUUUAAUUAA